UUGAAUCUAUAAGUUUCAAUUUUGAAAUUCAUCGGGAAAAUAAGCUAAGGCGGACGGAAUACUUUGAGAAAUGAAAAUACAAUUGUUUUCCUUCUUUCUGUGCCAAGGUUUACCUUUCUUGAUUGUUGCAACGCCCCCCAUUUUUCGCGGUUUACCGACGUCGGUCAACGUCGGGGAGCAGGAAUACGCUAACCGCCUGAUUUACACGCUGACGGUCAGUGACGUCAACAAUGACAACUACGUGUGUAACGCAGCAGGUACCACCCCAACACCUGCGCGCGCAGAGACGGAGUUCAGAGUAUUGAUUGACCCUCAGACCGGACACUAUGGAGUCUACGCUCACAAUGGGUCGCCGGGAACUUCGGCGGCGCCCAAUGUUAUGUUUGAUUUUGCCGCGCAGUCCACUUACCAGAUCAACAUCCGGUGUACGGACUCUAACGGCGAGUUCCGGGAGGACAAGCUGGAGGUGGACGUGAUCCCGGGGGACAGGCUGGAGUUCACCCACUCCUCAGAUGUCGUGUCAGUUGAUGCGCAGACAGCUACAGCAAGUGAACUUAUUUACACUGUGUCAUCACGUGACCUUCUUAACCAUUCACCUUUGACCUAUACCCUGAUAUCGGUUCCAAGUACAAACAGUUUUGCCAUUGACUCAAGCAGUGGACAGGUGAGGACAACGCGGACCCUACUUGAUGAGACCCACACCCCGGUACACCUUUACAUCUCCGUCACAGACGGACUUAUCUCAGUCCAAACACUACUCAGUGUUGAUAUUCUCAAUUUAAACAGUCAGCCCAAUAUAACAAACCUGCCUGCCUCUGUAUCCGUCGACGAGGACAUCGCUGGAGGAACCGUCAUCUUCACUCUGACGUCACAAGACCUUGACCCCACUGACCCUUUGACCCAUUCUUUCAGCGUUAGUCCGAUUACUGCUCAAGGUCUAUUUUCCUUCGACUCUGCGAGUGGUCAGUUCAAACUGUCUGCUACUGGUAAACUUGAUUACGAGACUUUGUCUCGUUAUAAUGUGACUUUCAUGAUAUCGGAUGGUAAGACCACGACAGGACCCUAUUCACUGACCAUCAAUGUUCUCAAUGUAAAUGAGGAGUGCUACUUCGACAGACAAGUUUACUACAUCAGUGUGUUAGAAGGCAAGGCUGGGAGUCAGACCAUCAAUCCUAACUUUGUUGUAAGGGACUAUGACGGCAUUCAACCUUACUCUUUGUCCUUGAUGAACGGAAACAACAGCGAACGAUUCACCAUCGAUAGUACUUCCGGUGUGAUGACGUAUGCAGUGGAUUAUGACGUCGAUCAGAAUGCAAUGCCAUCCACUGUCCAGAUGACGGUUCAAUGCAGAGACUCGCUUGCUAAAACAGGAACUGCGCUUAUCGUCUUGACUAUUCGAGAUGCGAACGACAAUCCUCCCACUUUCUCUCAGGGUACGUACACGUUUUAUGCCGACCAGUUUACGGGCUUUGGGAACGCCAUUGGUCAGAUGACCGUGUCUGACAAAGACUCGGGCAGCAAUGCCGACUUCUCUUGCGGGGGGUCCCUGGCCAACAGUGCCAGUCAGACGAACACGUACUACACAGUGGGAACCGGAUGUGGAGUUUACUUUCUGUCCAGGACUGGCCUAUCAUAUGGCACAGCGAUUAGGUAUCUGGUAACGGCGACUGAUAAAGGAUCGCCUCCCUUGAGCUCCACUACCACAGUCAAUAUGAUAUAUAUAGAGACUACAACAACUACUCCCUCUACCACAACUACUACACUCCCCCCGAGUACGGGGCUGGACGCGGGUGCUGUGGCCGCCAUUGUUUUAGGGUCUCUGAUAGGGGCUUUCCUUCUGGGCACUCUCUUAUACUUCUUUUUAAGACUGUGUUACACCGGCGCGUGUGGAGGAUCCGCCCCGUGUGAUUUCAUGAACUGCUGCAGAAACAGGCGUCCUACGAUGGAAAAAGAUCCACGAAUAAGAGUUCAAAGUUCGAAAGCAGAAGAAAUGGAUUAUUGGAAAAACGAAAAAGGUGGCCAUACCAAAGAGAUAGAUACACGGUAUGGCCGGCGUGACUACCCAGACUUUCCACGAGCCACUGGAUCACAGAUGGAUAGAAUCUCACCCUCCAACAUCCCGGUUGAAUUUGGGUCACGUGGGAGAAUUUACCCAAUCACAGGUCAUCGUCUGCCAAUCAGCUAUUAUUGAUAUUCAGCUCUGUUGAUAUUUAUCAGAAACCGAUUUCUUUUUAAUAACACGCAUUUGUGUACUUAAGAACAAAAUGGAAUUAUUUUGUAAAUGGCAAUGUAUUAAAUAAAAGUAUCGCUUCAUGUAAACGAAUGUUUAAACAAAAUGAUUUGUGUAUGUAUACAAACUAUUAUAAAUAGCUGCACUUAGAAAUAAUAAAUGGAAUUCUUGUUUGAUUUUGAAUUACUCAAAAUAGAAAUAAGAUGCAACAUUUCAAGCAUUGGUCAACGUCUUCAAAAGAAAACUGCGUAUAUAUUUUAACAUGGAUGAUAUAUAUAAUUGCUAUUAAAUUAUUUAAAAGAUGUAA
Messenger RNA from Magallana angulata, 2537 nucleotides. RefSeq names its product protocadherin gamma-C4-like. The transcript has 15 exons. The coding region runs from base 71 to 2191 and encodes 706 amino acids. Gene Ontology annotation, molecular function: calcium ion binding. Gene Ontology annotation, cellular component: plasma membrane. Gene Ontology annotation, biological process: homophilic cell-cell adhesion. Lineage: Eukaryota; Metazoa; Mollusca; Bivalvia; Ostreida; Ostreidae. The record is from RefSeq and is a predicted model, not a curated record.